UAUCAGCUGUUUUGGCCCCUAGUGCAGUCUGUCGCAAGUGUGGACGUCAUUUUCGCUUCAGGAAUACAUCACGGGUUUGCUAGUAACACUAUGCAGCACAUUGUGCGCUAGAACAGUAGCGUGUGUCAGCUUUGAGGGUUCGGAGACGCUGCUUUUGCAGAAGGUGGAAAGCAGAGCGUGACGCCAUGAGCUGAGCGCCGAGACGUUCGAGAUCAAAGGCACCGCAGUUGAGAUCAAAGGCACCGAGCGCCGCGGUUACAUCUGUUGCCAUGCAGCAGUCGGAGAGCGGCGGAGGGGCGGCGACUUCUGAAGUCCAGCUCAACGACCAACCCAACGCGCUCAUCGCGUGUAAAGUGCCAGAAGAGGUUUUUAAUGAGCCGCAGUUAAAGGAGCAGUUUGAAGCUUUGUUCCGUUCCUUUGAUCCUGGCACGUCGUUCCAGUUCUUCAAAAGCUUCAGACGGGUUCGGAUCAACUUCACUGAUGCUCUGGCGGCGGCCGAGGCCCGAGUCAAACUCCAUAAGAGCGACUUCAACGGAAAGGAGAUGCGUCUGUACUUCGCUCAGUCGGUCCACAUCGGCAGUCCUCGUCUUGAGCCUCCUAAACCAGAGAAGCAGUUCCUGAUCUCUCCUCCAGCGUCGCCCCCUGUAGGCUGGGCACAGUCGCAGGACGCUACGCCCGUCAUCAACUACGACCUGCUGUGCGCCGUGUCUAAACUAGGACCAGGAGAACAGUACGAGCUCCACAGCGGCACCACCAACACCCCCAGCGUGAUCGUACACGUGUGUGAGGACGACAGCUCCGAGGGCGAAGACGACACGGCCGACGGCGGCAAGCGCGCGCGGCCCAAGAUCAUCCAGACCCGCCGCCCGGACUACGUCCCGUCCGUUAACCAGUGAGCGGCUACGUCUGGCCCGCUUCAUCUUCGCCAACCAACACCGGGACAACUAGGAAGCGUGCGGUCGUGCAGUUUGUCAUCCUCGCCACCGGGGGAGGCCGGCGGGCGCCAGACCCUCUUCCUAGUUAGCGAGGGAGUCGACCAUCCUCAUAAUCUCGCGUUUCAUUUCUUAACAUCCAUCUCCGAUGGAGUCAGGGACUCUGAGGACCUGGGGAGGGUUUCUCUCGUCUUACGAAUGUCACCGUUUGCUCGACGUCACGACUGUGUGUUUUAAUAAUCCCAACGGAAAGAUCCGAAGGAGUUUAGUGGCGGCGCCGGCGAACUGAACGCCGUGUCUGAAGUGUGCGUCGUCCUCAUCACCUCAUUAUCACGUAUCGUCUCUACGUUUAGUCGGUUAAGCACUCGUGCAGUCUUUGAACGUCAUUAUUAUUGUUGCCGAAGUUCUUCACGAGCUCCUCCAAGUAUUAUGCACUUUAAUAAUAGAGCCUUAUAAUGUGGUAAACUGACAACAACAUGAAGUACUUGUCUUUGUAUAUCGGGCGCCGGCUUGGCGACGCGAGCGUUUUCCCGUUCCUUUUCUCCACAAUAUUCGAUUUGAUGGGAAGAACGGCGUUUUAAAAAAAGACACUGAAUUGCGUGCUUGUAAAAUAAAACAUCGACAGCGUGGAGAACAUUUUCGAUUCCUAGUCAAUUUGACAAAAAAACCCAUCUUAAAUGUUAAAUAAAAAUGUUUAAAUAAAUAAAAUGGUGCGGACUCAACCAUCUGUUUAAUUUAAUUAAGUUACUAAAUAACUUAAAGAAAACUAAUGUGGAGUGAUAGCAUAGCUGUCUGUAAUUAUUAACAAAAUAAAAAUGUUAUUAAACACAUAUAGCAUUUGCACAUUGAGAAAGAUUUACUCAUUGCAACAAACAAUUACAAAGAAAAUUAAAUGAGAGCAUUUUAAGUAGAAAAAAUAACUAAAAAGUCUUUUUAUGUUUUUUUUUUCCCCUCAAAAUCAUUCGUUUUAUUUUACAGUUACAUAAUUGGCUGCACGCAUUAAAAAAGGUUGACUGUAAAUAAUUGGAUGCAUGUAUCGAAACGUAUAUAAAACGCAUACGUUGACUGUACACUUCAAACUAAAAGACAUAAAGCGUUGUAUUAAACGUGAAACUCGUAAGUACGAAGUAAUCAAAUAAAGUCAUCUUCAGCGGCGCACCCGUUACGAUCAUGAUCUUUCUCUGUCCGUCUGCCGCAGAGUUCAGAAAUGCAACCGAAUUGACGAAAGGAAAAAGCGAAGGGACGUCUCGUAACUAGCCCCAUCGCUCGGUCUGGAGAAAAUGAAUGCGACUCGCUCGAUGAAGCGCUCUGUUGUGCUCUACUGUCUUUGGAUCUCUUUUCCAUUACUGUAGGAGACGUUCUGCCGUCAACCAGUGAUUUUAAGCAACUAUAACAUACUGUGUAUAUUUGAUGUAUUUGAAUGUAGCCAAUAUCUUGAAAAAGCUUGAGGAUUUCUAUCAACAACCACAACAACUACAAACAAUCUUAUUCGUUAGCUAGCGAGAAUAUCGAGGGAGGAGGCAUUAACUUACCUUUAAUAAAACUAUCUUGACCAAA
Molecule: messenger RNA, 2489 nt
Organism: Puntigrus tetrazona (Sumatra barb)
Lineage: Eukaryota; Metazoa; Chordata; Actinopteri; Cypriniformes; Cyprinidae
Gene: rcan1b
Product: regulator of calcineurin 1b
Exons: 4
Coding region: 270-896 (208 amino acids)
Biological process (GO): calcium-mediated signaling
Cellular component (GO): nucleus; cytoplasm
Molecular function (GO): calcium-dependent protein serine/threonine phosphatase regulator activity; nucleic acid binding
Source: RefSeq, a predicted model, not a curated record